Molecule: messenger RNA, 1991 nt
Organism: Wyeomyia smithii (pitcher-plant mosquito)
Lineage: Eukaryota; Metazoa; Arthropoda; Insecta; Diptera; Culicidae
Product: probable cytochrome P450 9f2
Exons: 2
Coding region: 247-1866 (539 amino acids)
Molecular function (GO): oxidoreductase activity, acting on paired donors, with incorporation or reduction of molecular oxygen; iron ion binding; heme binding
Source: RefSeq, a predicted model, not a curated record
GCCAAUCUUAGGUCAACCAGAAUGAAGGUAUGUUUACUUAAAACAGUCUGUGAGUAACUCUCGAUCUGAACUGAACAAGACAACUCUGCUUGUCUCUCUAUCUCCAUUCGGCAAAAAAUGAACAAAAUAUCGUUUGUUUUACAAGAUAAGCAUAUGUAAACAUUCGGUGUACCGCCCAGUGAAGUGAAAAUUUACGCGCGCAGACACUGUGGCGCUGGGUGCGAACCGCACGAAACAACCGCAAACAUGGUUGAAAUCGAUCUAUUUACGGCAGUUGCCGUCGGGGUGAUAAUUAUACUGUGCUAUCACUACAUAGCGCAGAAAUAUCUGUACUUCCUAACGAAACCGGUGCCAUGUCUGAAACCAACCUUUCUGUUGGGUAAUUUUGCCUCCUUACUAUUUCGUCGUAAGGAUAUUGUAUCACAUUUGAUAACCAAUUACAACGCAUUCCCAGAUGCCAAGAUUUCUGGAUUCUUCGACUUCAUCGGUGGAGUUUACCUUCUGCGCGAUCCAGAGAUGAUCAAUAAAAUUUGCGUGAAGGAUUUUGACUUUUUUACCGAUCGUACUCCGAUCUUGCCUCUGGAUCAGAACAACGACUACAGUUUAUUAGGUAAUUCGCUGUUCGCAAUGCGGGGUCAAAAGUGGCGCGAAAUGCGUGCUACCUUGAGUCCAGCUUUUACUGGUAGUAAGAUGCGGCAGAUGUUUCAGUUGGUGGCUUCGACUGCCCAGUCGUUGACUGCUUUUUUUACUGCUGAAGCUCGUAAAGGGGUAAGGCUGGAGUAUGAAAUGAAGGAUAUGUUUUCGCGAUUCGCAAACGAUGUCGUCGCUACAGUUGCCUUUGGGAUGGAGAUGGAUUCUGUGCAGAACCGCGACAACGAAUUCUACUUGAUGGGUAAAAAACUGGUUGACUUUUCUUCGAUAACAAUUUUGUUUAAAUUUUUUAUCAUGCAAUUUAUACCGUCAUUGGCAAACAAACUAAAGUUUGAUCUGUUUGAUGCCAAAGCAACGGAAUAUUUCAAGUCAAUCAUUGUGGGCAACAUGGCGCGAAGACAAGCGCAGGGAAUCGUGCGGAAUGAUAUGAUCCAGAUGUUGAUGGAAGUUCGCCGCGGCACCCUGAAACAUCUGCAGGACGAACUGGACUCGAAGGAUGCAGGAUUCGCAACAGUGCAAGAGUCUAGUGUCGGAAAAUCCACACACUCUCGGGUGUGGUCGGAGAAUGAACUGAUCGCUCAAUGUUUCCUGUUUUUCUUCGCUGGUUUCGAAACGACGUCUACUUGUAUCACAUUUUUAUCGUAUGAAAUUCUCGCAAACCCAGAAGUUCAGAAGCGUUUAUACGAAGAAAUCAUUGAGACGGAAAAGUCGCUGAAUGGAGAGCCACUUACGUACGAAACGUUGCAGAAAAUGCAGUACUUAGACAUGGUGAUUUCAGAGGCGCUUCGUAUGUGGCCACCGAAUUUGCACUCGGAACGGUUCUGCAACAAAGAUUAUCAAUUCGACGACGGAGUUGGCACACGGUUCACCAUUGAAAAAGGGCGAUCCAUUCUCAUUCCAACCAUCGCAAUUCAACGGGAUCCAAAGUAUUAUCUUAACCCAGAACGGUUUGAUCCGGAGCGAUUUAACGAAGAAAAUCGGUCCAGUAUAAAUCCUAAUACCUAUUUACCUUUUGGUAUUGGUCCACGGAACUGUAUCGGAUCGCGGUUGGCCCUGAUGGAAGUUAAAGUGAUCAUGUAUUACCUUUUGAAGGAUUUUAGCUUGGAACCGACCGAGAAAACUCAGAUACCUCUUCGGGUUUCGAAGAAGAGAUUAACUCUGCAUACGGAGGGUGUUUGGUUGGAGUUUCGGCCAAGAGCUUCAAAGGAGGAAUAAUAGACUUUGUUUAAACCAAAGUCAUUAUAUAUUUAUUUUUUAUUCGUGUACAACGUUUCCCUGCGCACUAAAUAAGAGGAAGAUUAUAUAUAUUUCUUGGUGUCAAACUGUCAUUUGAAAAUAAA